UGUCCGAAGUGGGCGCUUUACCCUCCUUAAUCUGGACAAAUGUUUUUUUCUUCUUGCAAGAAUUAAUAAACCCUAAAAAAUCAAUUUAUCUGAUCUAUCCUUGACCUAGAUAACUUCAUCACAUUUUCUAAAUCAUUGUGGAAAUUUUAAGAUUUCUUGAUACAGUUAUUUCCCUUGUGGCUUUUCUUCAAUAUUUUUUGUGGUUUUGCAGUUUCUUGAUUUAGCAACAGUGUUGGUGUUGGUAUAUUUAUAGAAGUGAGCAAAUUAAAGAAUAAGUAACAUUAAUUAAGUAGAUGAGCAAAUGGAAGGUGCAGAAGUUGUGAAGAAUGAGAGAGAUGAAGCGAGUUCAAGCUCUCCUGCAAAACCACAAUCUCAAGUACCAUCAUCCAUGGCGGGCUACGAUCCAAAGCGCAUUCCUUCAUCUGUAUUCUCAAACAAAUCAGGAACAGAGUGGAGCCUCACCUCCAACGACUCCUUAUUUAGCAUUCAGAUGGGAAACAACAGCUUUUCCAACGACUACGCCAUCAUGUACGGCAAAUCUGGUGAUUUCGAUCCGAGCAACAAUCUACAGCUCAAAUCUGGCGAGCUGCCGCGCCUCGACGAAUGGAGCAACAACAACCGACGGGGCAAGUCUAGUGAGGUGAACAGCCUUCCUCCGGUUAUGGAGCAAGAAGAAUCUAGCGUGCAGUCCGGCGAGUCAUCGUCGCGAGCUGAAAAGAAAGAAGGCGGAAGCCCGUAUGUUAGCGAGUGCCCUCCUCCAGCUACCUUCAAACCUCCGGUUAGCCCCUCGCUUAAUCCUCGGAUUUCUGACGUCAGUGCCACCAGCAACAAGUCGUUUGCAUUUCCAGUGUUGGUGAGCGACAGCGGAAAGAAGGAAGAGUCGGUUAGGGUUGGUGUGGAGAAGGGUGACAACAGAGCACCACAACCACAAACACAAGAAGAGCCACAAGCGCAGGCACACAAGCCUAAUAGAUGGUUUUCUUGCUUCUCAUGCGCUAGGCCACGCUGUUGUUAGCUCACAUAUUAAUUGGAUAGUGUUUCAAUUCAUUCUCAAUUUUAGUUUAGAGUUGAAGAUAUGAAAAAAUGAUUGUUUGCAACGCUACUCUCCAAUGCAGUAAACAUUAAUUCUCA
Messenger RNA from Salvia miltiorrhiza (redroot sage), 1131 nucleotides. RefSeq lists its product as uncharacterized. The record is from RefSeq and is a predicted model, not a curated record. NCBI's taxonomy places the organism in Eukaryota, Viridiplantae, Streptophyta, Magnoliopsida, Lamiales, Lamiaceae. The transcript has 3 exons. The coding region runs from base 302 to 1015 and encodes 237 amino acids.